This is a messenger RNA of Fibroporia radiculosa, 648 nucleotides long. RefSeq lists its product as uncharacterized. Bases 1 to 648 code for a protein of 215 amino acids. Gene Ontology annotation, molecular function: GDP binding; GTPase activity; GTP binding. Gene Ontology annotation, cellular component: plasma membrane. Lineage: Eukaryota; Fungi; Basidiomycota; Agaricomycetes; Polyporales; Fibroporiaceae. Gene Ontology annotation, biological process: signal transduction. The transcript is spliced from 7 exons. The record is from RefSeq and is a predicted model, not a curated record.
AUGUCUCGGGCUCAAUUUCUCAGAGAGUACAAGCUCGUUGUCGUCGGUGGUGGUGGCGUCGGAAAGUCUGCUUUGACUAUCCAAUUCAUCCAGAGCCAUUUUGUGGAUGAGUAUGAUCCUACAAUUGAGGAUUCGUACCGCAAGCAGUGUGUCAUCGACGACGAAGUGGCGUUACUCGACGUACUUGAUACCGCCGGUCAAGAAGAGUAUGGGGCGAUGCGUGAACAAUACAUGCGUACGGGAGAAGGAUUCCUCUUGGUCUAUUCAAUUACGUCGCGUCCCUCAUUCGAGGAAAUCACGAUCUUCCACCAGCAAAUUUUGCGGGUGAAGGACCAAGAUUCUUUCCCUGUCGUGGUUGUAGCGAACAAGAGCGACUUGGAGUAUGAGCGCCAAGUGGGCAUGAACGAGGGCCGUGAUCUUGCAAAGCACUUCGGCUGCAAGUUUAUAGAAACAUCAGCUAAGCAAAGAAUCAAUGUUGAUGAGGCGUUCAGUAGCCUUGUCCGCGAGAUUAGAAGACAUAAUAAGGAGCAGCAAACGGGUCGCCCAGGUGCACCACCCAAUAUGCCAUCAGGACCCGGCGUGUACAGCUCCUCGAAGGGAGACCAGGAUGAUUCUGCUGGUUGCUGUGGAGGCUGUGUCGUCGUAUGA